Messenger RNA from Magallana angulata, 1554 nucleotides. Its product is annotated as transmembrane protein 234 homolog. The transcript is spliced from 5 exons. The coding region runs from base 132 to 509 and encodes 125 amino acids. Lineage: Eukaryota; Metazoa; Mollusca; Bivalvia; Ostreida; Ostreidae. The record is from RefSeq and is a predicted model, not a curated record.
AUAAAUGGCAAAAUUGAUAACGUUAGAAUCCGGAUUAAUGUUACUAUAUACCGUACCGAAUAUGCCUAUAUUAGUAUAUAACCUAUGAGUAGGCUCCAGAUGAGAGGAAAGUCCAAACGAGGUGAUACAGUAUGUCAGCAGGAUGGUUCAUCGUGGUAGCUGCGAUGUGGGGUGCUACAAAUCCCUUUAUCAAAAAAGGAAGCAGUGGAAUCGAAAACGUGAAAGAAGAUGGAAAAGUGUGGCAGUUCUUGAUGGAGCUUAAGUUUCUUAUCACUAAUUGGAAGUACAUUGUGCCUUUCCUUGUAAACCAGUGUGGUUCUGUGUUGUAUUAUCUCACACUCGCCUCCGCUGAGCUGUCUGUGGCCGUACCAAUAACCAACUCCUUGACAUUUCUCUUUACCAUUAUAUCGGGUUGGUUUCUGGGUGACAAGAUCAGACAUUGGGAGACUUAUGUAGGCAUGCUGUUGGUAUUGGCCGGAGUUGCUCUUUGUGUAUCAGACAAAAUCUGAACUAAAAGGGACAUGGACACAAAAUAUGGAAUUGUACUUUUUGGAAAAGUCCCAUGAAAAGUACAUGGACAAGAAACUUGAUUACAUUCCCAAUAUAUGUACAUAAAAUAGAUAUUGGCGUGCAGCAUUUAAUUUCAUAAUGUUGUCUAAAUAGACAAGUGAUAUACGGUACACAUGGCCAAGAAAUCUGGUCACAUUCUCAAUGGACCAAAAAGACGAAGAAACGUGAUUGCAUUUUUUUAAGAAAUUGAUAUUUAAAAAUCACAUAGACAAGAAAAAUGCAAAUUUAGUUUAAUAAUGAAGGGAUUCAUGAAAUGGAUACAAACAAAAAUCAUGUGAUUAGAUUUUAUCUAAAUGGACUCAUAAAACUUACAUGGACAAUAUGCAUGUUCAUUCAUUAUACAUUGUACAUGUGUACAAGUUGGGACUCAAACAAAUUCAAAUAUACAAGUACUUGUUGUUUAAAUUUGAUUUGUAAAUGUCAGCUAAUAAUUGUAAUUGCAUGGAAAUUACAAAUCCUACUUAUUAAUUAACAUUAGCAUAUGUUAUAUUCAUGGUGUUUCAGUAAAAUGUAAUGUAUUUUUUUUUAACAAUUUGGCUUUUUUCUAAAGGUUGCAUCUUUUUUAUAUGUUGGGUAACUCUUCAACAAUGUUUUAUUUAAAAAACUUGUAAGGCUUUACUCAUAGUGUAAAAUAGCCACUUUUUCAUUCCUUUCUCUUUUUGUUACUUCUAUAUGAACAUGGUCAAAAAAUAAAAAAGUAAACACACUUUAUACUAAAUUCAUUGUUCCAGAUUGAUCAAGUCAUACAAAUAAUUAUUUGUAUGCCUGUAAACAUGAUUUACUUUGAACUUAUUCAUUUUUUACUGGCAUUCCAUUUCUAAAAUUCCGUGCUAUUUUACAAUUUUGAUGAUUUAGGGCAAAAGCAAGUUGUUCCUACCAAAUAUAAUACAUGAGACAUUUGUUUUUUAUUUUGCUCAUUUUUUUUGUUACACAUGUACAUUUAUAUUGGUGUUAUUAAAACAUGAAAGGAAUGGAUCAGUUUAA